Molecule: messenger RNA, 2766 nt
Organism: Scheffersomyces coipomensis
Lineage: Eukaryota; Fungi; Ascomycota; Pichiomycetes; Serinales; Debaryomycetaceae
Gene: SEC5
Product: exocyst subunit
Exons: 1
Coding region: 1-2766 (921 amino acids)
Biological process (GO): exocytosis; Golgi to plasma membrane transport
Cellular component (GO): exocyst
Source: RefSeq, a predicted model, not a curated record
AUGUUGAAAGACUUACAACGAAAACAAAUCAUCAAAUCAACGAAUGAUCCUGAAGUUAAUAACUAUAUCAUUAGUUCUCAACGAUUCAAUUCAUUGAAGUUUCUUACUAAUGUUCAUUCUGAUUCCAGUAUUGAAGAGUUAUCUCGUUCUUUAAGUUACUUGGAGAAUACGAUUCGAGGUCAAACUAAUGAAUUGAUUGGAGCUAUUGAUUCUAAUUUUAUAAAUUUUAUAAAUUGUAAAGGAGCCAUUGAUGAUAUAUUAGAAGAAUUCAAACAUCUGAAAACUAAGAUUCAACAAGAUUAUGAAAGUUCCAGAGUUUUCAAUCCUCAACAACGUCAACCUACUAGAAAUACCAAAGAUGAUUCCUUAUCUUCAGAAUUAGAAGAAGCGAUUAAGAAUUUGAAUUAUACUACCAGUAGAAUGAUUCAACCUGUGAUUGAAAAUAAAAAUAAAGAACAUAAAUUAACUAAAUUAAUAGAUUUUAUAAAGGGAAAUCAAUUCUUUUUUGAUUUACCCAGUGUUUUAAUCAAUCAUUUAUCAAAUCAUAAUCAUGAUCAAUUCAUUACCGAUUAUAAUAAAUUCCUUCAAGAGAAACAAAGUUUCAUUAUGGCAAGAAAUACCCUGUAUAAAGGUGAAUUAUCCCGUUUAACCAAUGAAAAUGAUGAUGCCGGUAUCAAACAAUUGAAUCAAGAAACGGAUAUGAUAACGACCGCCAUUAACAAAGUGUUUUCUGAAGUGGAUAAUAUCACUCAACAAUAUAGAAAGAAAACAUAUACUGAAUUAUUAUCAUUAGAUCAUGAAGUAACUGAUCAUACGAGACAUAUGAAAGUAGGGAAUGAUAAAUUCUUAGCAUUAGUGGAAACUAUUCAUAGUUUGGAAAGUGAAACUGAUUCCACUAAAGAAAAUCCCGUAUAUGAAUUCUUAUUAGCUCAAUUAUCUAAUAUUGAUAAAGAAUUAGAUCAUCAAAUUGCUAAAUUUGAUAGUAAAUUCAGAAUGAUGCAAAUGAAAUUAUUAGAUUCUAUAACUAUUGAUCCUUCAAGAAAGGAUGGAUCUCAUAUUAGAUAUAUUGCUGAUAAAUAUUAUACUGCUAAAAGUGGUAUUGUCGCUUCUAAACAAAGUACAGCUACUAAACAUAAUAGUCAAUCUAAUCUUAAUAAUAAUGAAAAUGAAAUCAAAUUCAUCAUGGAUAUCUUUAAUAAUACCGAUAAUCUUGAUUUAUCAUUGGUUAAUGAAACUUGGUUGGUAUUAAAUAAUUUCAUUGCUUAUUUAGAUGAUUUAUUCUUAAAGAAUUUAUCUAAAUUCGUUAAUAAUUAUAAACAUUAUUAUAAAUUAAAUAAUAUUGAUGCUCAAGGAAAGAUUAGAAAUAAUUUCAUUAACUUGAUUAAUAAAGUUUCAUUAGUAUUGGUCACCUUAUUUGAAAAUGAUAAUGGUGAAGUUGAUGCUCAAUUAGAAUCAUCUCCAUCGAAUUAUAAAUUAUUUUUACCUCAUUAUACCAAUUCAUUAUCAUCAAUCUACUAUAUAACCAAUAUCAAUUCUAAAUUGAAUAAAUUCUUUACUAAAAUAGGAGAUUUUUCAGGAUUAAUUGGUAAUUUAAGUAAAUAUAAUGAUACUUCAAAAGUGAUUAAAACUUUAAAGAAUGCUUCAUUGAAAGUUAAUCAAAAGUUAAUUGAAGCAGUAUGUGCUACAUGGAUUAAUGAUUGUUCUCAAUUCUAUGAAUUACAAGAUUGGAAAACUGAAUCAGAUGAUAUUGAUGUUAAAAAUGGUAAUGAAGAUGGAGCCAUCUAUACUUCUAUGAUGUAUAUUAUUGAAUACUAUCAAACUUUCAUCCUUAUGAAACUUGGACAAUUAAUCUUUCUUAAAGAAGACACUCUGUCUGAAUUCAGAAUUGUUCAAGCUUAUCCAAGUAAACGAACAUUAAUGAGUAUUGAAAUCCAAUUCAUGAGAAGUUUAAAUAUUUUGGUUGAUUCUAUCAUGAAGAAGUAUAAUAUUGAAAGAAACUUAAUUGAGAAUGGUAAUGAUAUAAACGGGAAGAAACCAAAUGAAGGAAGUAGAAUAUUAAAUGAAGCAUUUAAAGUAUUAACCAUGAAUGAUCUUGAAAAAUUAUCGAGAAUAACUUAUCCAAAGAUCAUUAAAAAGUAUGAUGAAAUCUUUCAAAAUUCUUUACAACAUCAAAAAUUGAAGUUAUUUGCUGAUAUUGAUAAAGCUCAUAUAACUAUUUUUGAUGAUAUUAUCACUCGUGAAAAGACAUUGAUUAGUUAUGAAAUCAAUUCAUAUUUCCAGAAUCCAAAUCGUCCUUCGAAAACUGGACAUCCUCAACAACAACAAGAAUUACAUAUUGAUGGGUUUAUAUUUUUAAUAUUAAUCCAUUUUGUGAAAUUAAUUAAAAAAGUAAAACCUAUCACGGGGUUGAAUGUGUUUUUAAGUAUCAUAAAUGAAUUACAAUCAACCGUAUUGAAAUCUAUAUUAGAGAAUUUAAGAAUUACAUCCACUACUACCACCACAAAUUCCAAAUUAAAUUCAUUUGAGUUAAUCAAACUUAAAUUGGAUGUUAAUUUCUUCUUUAAGAUUUUUGAUAAAUCCCAAAAAUUACGAUUUAAUGAUUCAAACUUUAAAGUGUUAGAGAUUUUAAUCAAUUCUAUUGAUGAAAAAUAUAAUGAACAACAACAAGAUGAUCAUAAGGAUGCUUACCUUUAUACAGAUAAAGAAUUCAGAUCAAUCUUAAAUGAAAACUUACGAACUUCAGAACAUGAAUUUGAUUGUUUCUAG